This is a messenger RNA of Abrus precatorius (Indian licorice), 978 nucleotides long. RefSeq names its product peroxidase 4-like. The record is from RefSeq and is a predicted model, not a curated record. Gene Ontology annotation, biological process: response to oxidative stress; hydrogen peroxide catabolic process. Gene Ontology annotation, molecular function: peroxidase activity; heme binding. The transcript is spliced from 3 exons. Bases 1 to 978 code for a protein of 325 amino acids. NCBI's taxonomy places the organism in Eukaryota, Viridiplantae, Streptophyta, Magnoliopsida, Fabales, Fabaceae.
AUGGCUUUUCAUAAUCUCCAAUUAUCAUUCCCUGUGCUUGUUAUUGUAACCUUGGUUACAUUAGUGAUCCCUAGCAAUGCACAACUCUCUCCACAUUUCUAUGAUAAAGUUUGCCCUCAGGCAUUGCCAGUCAUAAAGUCAGUGGUUCAACAAGCAAUUAACCGUGAGCGACGCAUGGGAGCAUCUCUGUUGCGUUUGCAUUUCCAUGACUGCUUCGUUAAUGGAUGUGAUGGAUCAGUUUUGCUAGAUGACACACGAAACUUCACUGGCGAGAAGACCGCACUUCCAAAUAUUAAUUCAAUCAGAGGUUUUUCAGUGGUUGAUGAAAUCAAAGCAGCAGUUGACAAAGCUUGCAAACGCCCUGUGGUGUCAUGUGCAGACAUCUUGGCCAUAGCAGCUCGUGAUUCUGUAGCCAUUUUGGGGGGUCCAAAGCUUUGGUACCAAGUGUUGUUGGGCAGAAGAGAUGCAAGAACUGCAAGCAAGGCUGCUGCAAACUCCAAUCUUCCUCCUCCAUUUUUCAGCUUCUCGCAACUUGUUUCUAACUUCAAAUCUCAUGGAUUGGAUGUGAAGGACCUUGUGGCCCUCUCUGGUGCCCACACCAUUGGAUUUGCUAGGUGCACUUCCUUCAGGAACAGGAUUUACAAUGAUACCAACAUAGACUCCAAGUUUGCAGCAUCUUUGAAGAAGACAUGUCCUAAAAGUGGAGGGGAUAACAAUUUACAAUCAUUGGAUGCCACUCCUGCUAGAGUUGAUACUACAUACUAUACAGCUUUGCUACAAAAAAAGGGUCUCCUCCAUUCUGAUCAAGAGCUCUUCAAGGGACAUGGCUCAGAAAGUGACAAAUUAGUGCAACUAUAUGGUAGAAGCCCAUUGGCUUUUGCUAGAGACUUCAAAGCUUCCUUGAUCAAGAUGGGUAACAUGAAGCCUCUUACUGGGAAGCAGGGAGAGAUUAGAUGCAAUUGCAGAAGGGUCAAUUAG